UGGUCUCUUAGCUGGGUUCUCCCGGGUGGCGUAAAUUGUUUGGCCUGAAGUGUCAGUGGCACAGAUCAUAAACAUUACUCAUUCGGAAGCCUUUCCAUGGUGCAUUUAAUCCCCUGGUGACCCUACUUUAGGCACAGAGAAACGUUAUUCAGCCAAAAGCGGUCACCUGGCUUCCAGUCCGAGAGCGCCGCGGCGGGUGCGGGCCUCGCUGCUCUAACCUCCGCUAUGCCCAUUGCUUCUGGGUCCGGGUUCCAGACGAAGGCACCCCAGAUCUGUAAUUUCUCUCCAGUGACUUCUUUCUACCUUUCAGAUAAGUGCCAUGGCUUACAUUCAGACGUUUCUAUCAAUGCAGCUGCAUAUUUCCAACAUUCUUUUUCAGAUUCCAUGGAAGAAUACCCUACCGUCGAAACAACACCGAAUUGGGAGCCAGAAGGCCUGGGUUCCAGUUCUGUCAGUCAUUAAAUAGCGGUAUGACAUUGGAGAAGUAUUUCUUACCUCUCUGGACUCCCAUUUUCCUUUUCUGUAAAAUAAGGAGUUUGGAAUAAAUAGCAAGAGAAUCAUGAACCAGAAAAUACUGAAGUUGGAGAACUUGCUACAAUUUCAUACUGUCAGUAGGCAGCUGCACAGCCUGGGUCAAAGAAGAACAUUAGCACAGUGGAGACAUGUAUUUUCAUCUGUUUACCCAGUGUGGACAACUCAGCUGUAUGCCCGCCCCUGGCAAACAGACAUGUUCAUCAGGGCUGCUUUAUCUCAGUAUAGGCUUCUGGUAACAAAGAAGGAAGAAAGAUCAAAGAAACCUCAGUUAUCUUCUACAAAAUCCAGAAAGGAAGUGGAGGUAUGGAUUGGAAUGACUGUUGAGGAACUGGCCAGAGCAAUGGGAAAAGACCUAGAUUGUAUAUAUGAAGCUUUAAUGAACACUGCUGUGGACAUAGAUUCACUAGAAGCAGACUCACAUUUGGAUGAAAUCUGGAUCAAAGAAGUGAUAAAGAAUACAGGGAUGAAAUUAAAAUGGAGCAAAUUAAAACAAGACAAAGUCAGAGAAAAUAAAGAUGCUGUAAGAAGGCCCCAGGCAGAUCCAGCUUUAUUAACCCCAAGGUCCCCAGUUGUUACUAUAAUGGGCCAUGUUGAUCAUGGGAAAACGACAUUACUUGACAAACUACGAAAAACUCAAGUGGCAGCACUGGAAGCUGGAGGCAUCACUCAGCACAUUGGUGCCUUUCUUGUCUCUCUGCCUUCUGGGGAGAAGAUAACCUUUCUCGAUACUCCCGGACAUGCUGCUUUCUCAUCAAUGAGAGCCAGAGGUGCUCAGGUCACUGACAUUGUCAUACUGGUUGUGGCUGCAGAUGACGGAGUGAUGAAACAAACUGUAGAAUCUAUUCAGCAUGCCAGAGAUGCCCAAGUUCCUAUUGUCCUUGCCAUAAACAAAUGUGACAAAGCUGAGGCUGAUCCUGAAAAAGUGAAAAAAGAACUGCUAGCUUAUGAUGUGGUGUGUGAGGAUUAUGGAGGCGACAUUCAAGCAGUGCACAUCUCUGCACUUACGGGCAAUAAUCUGAUGGCUUUGGCAGAGGCAACAAUUGCCCUUGCAGAAAUAUUAGAAUUGAAAGCAGACCCCACUGGUCCAGUGGAAGGAGCAGUAAUAGAAUCUUUCACGGACAAAGGAAGAGGUCCUGUUACCACAGCUUUAAUUCAAAGAGGAACUUUGAGAAAAGGCUCAAUUCUGGUUGCUGGAAGGAGUUGGGCAAAAGUACGCUUAAUGUUUGAUGAAAAUGGAAAAACAAUCAAUGAGGCCUGUCCCAGCAUGCCAGUGGGAAUUAUAGGCUGGAGAGACCUACCUUCUGCAGGAGAUGACAUUCUUGAAGUAGAAUCUGAGUCAAGGGCACGUGAAGUUGUUCACUGGAGGAAGUAUGAACAAGAACAGGAGAAAAAUAAAGAGGAUUUGAAAAUCAUAGAAGAAAAGCGGAAGGAACACCAAGAAGCUCAUCAGAAAGCCCGUGAGAAGUAUGGCACUUUGUCCUGGAAGGAAAGAUCAUUUAUAAAGUACCAAGAAAGAAAGGAACAAAAAUCCUUAAAGCCAAAAAAGAAAGCAGAAAGAGACUUAAGGGUACUUCCUAUAAUUAUUAAAGGUGAUGUUGAUGGUUCAGUUGAGGCCAUUUUGGACAUUAUGGAAACCUAUGAUGCGUCACAUGAGUGUGAACUUGAAUUAGUACAUUUUGGUGUGGGUGAUAUUAGUGAAAAUGAUGUUAACCUUGCUGAAACAUUUUGUGGUGUUAUAUAUGGCUUUGGUGUGAGUGCAAGCAGUGUUAUCCAACAAUUAGCUGCAAAAAAAGGAGUAAAAAUUAAACUUCACAAAAUCAUUUACCAUCUUAUUGAAGAUUUGCAGGAAGAACUGGGCAGUAGGUUGCCCCCCAGUGUGAAAGAGGACCCAAUAGGUGAGGCCUCUAUACUAGCUACCUUCUCUGUAACAGAAGGGAAGAAAAAAGUUCCUGUGGCUGGUUGCAGAGUUCAAAAGGGACAAUUAGAAAAACAAAAAAAAUUUAAGUUAAUCCGUAAUGGACACAUUAUUUGGAAGGGUUCAUUAACCUCACUGAAACACCAUAAAGAUGACAUUUUAGUUGUCAAAACUGGAAUGGAUUGUGGUCUCAGCCUGGAUGAAGAAAAGGUAGAAUUUAAAGUGGGAGAUGAAAUUGUUUGUUAUGAAGAAAAGGAAGUUCUAGUCAAGACUUCUUGGGAUCCAGGAUUUUAAAUAUUAAAAAUUAUUAAAUACAUUGCUUUAUUAUA
Messenger RNA from Manis javanica (Malayan pangolin), 2778 nucleotides. RefSeq names its product mitochondrial translational initiation factor 2 (gene MTIF2). Gene Ontology annotation, molecular function: translation initiation factor activity; GTPase activity; GTP binding. The record is from RefSeq and is a predicted model, not a curated record. Gene Ontology annotation, cellular component: cytoplasm. Gene Ontology annotation, biological process: translational initiation. Lineage: Eukaryota; Metazoa; Chordata; Mammalia; Pholidota; Manidae.